Messenger RNA from Klebsormidium nitens, 1598 nucleotides. The record is from the annotation of a GenBank genome assembly. NCBI's taxonomy places the organism in Eukaryota, Viridiplantae, Streptophyta, Klebsormidiophyceae, Klebsormidiales, Klebsormidiaceae.
CUCCGAUGAAGCCUCAGAAGGGGGAAAACCUGAGCCUGAGCCUGAGCCUGAGGGAGGCUGGUGAUCCGCCCUUCCCAUUACAUACUUCCUACUACUGUCCAGCUUUGGCUCGGAACGCUCUCCUGCACAAGAGCGCCCCAGAUGGCAAGCAGUUCCGAAGCCGCGAUGCAGGGGCGGCAGGGUCGGGCCAGCAGGCCGGCCGCACAGUAUGUCCUUCCCUCGUUUCCUCCCGCAGCUCAGCCGGAGGUGAUGCGCGCUGCAGAGAAGGACGAGCAGUACCUGAAGCACGUGUCAGACACGUGCUAUGACAUCGCUCGGCGAUACCUAGGAGCAAGAAGAGCUGCUGAGUAUCAGAAUGAGACGAGGCUAGCCGGGCGGCUGCUGUACUAUCUUCUAACAACCGGCACCGGCAUACAAACACUCGGCGAAGAAUACUGCGACAUCCGACAGGUGUUCGGCCCGGCCGCCCUUCCUCCGACGUCCGGUCGCCGGGCCUCGCUCGUCUUUCUCCAGACCCUCUUCCCAUACCUUAUGGAGCGCGCCAGCAAACGCGUCGCCGCACGAGGGCUAGCGAUGUCUGAUUCGGACGUUUCUCAAACCUUUAGUCCUAGUCAUCCCGUGUCCGAAAGCAGAACACCCCUCUCCGAAAAUGAAGGCGAUGCGGCAGCGGGGCUGUUUCAAGAUGCAGAGGACGCCAACGAACCCUCCGAAGAGGGGUCGAGUGGGAGGCCCGGACCGUCCGAAAGCGGGAGGGGUUCAGGAACUCAGGUGGGGGAGAUUGAGGAGGAGAGCGGGAUCAGCGUUCGGUGGACAGGCGUACACGAGCGGCGGGUGGAAGUGUCGGAAGUGUGGAGGGGAAGGCGCAUGCGCCUCGGGGUGACGUGGCUGAAUUUUGUCCGGUGGUGGCCCACAGCCCUCCCAGCGCUGCGAGAAAUUGCCGAGCUGGGUUUCCGCUACCACCUCAUGCUCUUCUACUUCUUCGGGACGUACUACAAUCUAAGCAAAAGGACAACCGGGGUGCGGUACCUCUUCACCGGUCGGGGCUUGGACCAACGUCCCCGGUACAACAUCCUGGGGCUGUUCCUGUUUGUCCAGCUGGCCGUUGUCGGGGGGGGCCUUCUGCGGCGCCAGAUUAUUCCCACCCUCACGGCCGCAGUGCAGCUGCAGGCGCGGGAGCAGACGGCGCGAAGGGGUAGGCAGGGCCCGUUGCUAUUGGACGCGGACGGGAUACCGGUGGACGACGCGUCAAGUCGGAAGGAGGCGGCACAAGAAGCGGAGGUGUCGAUAAGCAGUAAGUGUGCCCUCUGCCUGAGCGUGCGGACCAAUCCAACUGCCACCUCGUGUGGCCACGUGUUCUGCUGGAACUGCAUCGCGGAGUGGUGUAAUGAGAAGCCCGAGUGCCCAUUAUGUCGGGCCCCGAUCACUCACUCCGAGCUCGUGUGCUUGUAUCACGCGGACUUUUAGCAGCGGAUUCGAACCGAGGCGUCAAACUAACGGCUUGGUUUGCAUCACAACAGUGUUACGUUCUCCACAUUGCAACAUUGAUGACUUGUUUGCGCAGCCAAUGCGGUCGAUCUUCUGGGCAUCGUCAGCUAGUC